CUCAAACCGCAAUUGACUGAGAGUUCAGCAACGUAGCCAUUUUGCCAUCUGCUGGUUCCACAUUCAUACAGUUCUAACUUUCUGGAACUACUGAGCCUCAGAAGCCCCCACCAGGCCCACUCACCUCUCACAGCAGCUCCCGCAGCAUGAAGGUCUCCGUGACUGCCAUCUCCCUCCUCCUCCUCCUCCUCCUCGCCGUCAUGGCCCCAGAGGCCAAAGCCAACUCCUCCUCGCAAGGACCUUACCACCCAGCUGAGUGCUGCUUCACCUAUGUUACCCGCCCGGUCCAGCGUCAUCGGAUUGCACAUUAUUAUGAGACCAGCAGCGAAUGCUCCAAGCCCGGAAUUGUGUUCAUUACCAAAAAGGGCUAUUCCAUCUGUGCCAACCCCAAGGACGACUGGGUCCAGGACUAUAUCAAGGAUCUAGAGGAGAACUGAGUGACCUGGAAGUGGUGGAGAAGACACAACUCAGAGACCUAAUGAGAAGAAACCAGAGCCUCCUUCAUCCCCAACUCUCACCCCAGUCACCCCCAGGAGUUGUCCUACCUUGAAUUAAAGACCACAUAUGCCUUUCCCUGGCCUCAUUAA
Molecule: messenger RNA, 587 nt
Organism: Tupaia belangeri chinensis (Chinese tree shrew)
Lineage: Eukaryota; Metazoa; Chordata; Mammalia; Scandentia; Tupaiidae
Gene: CCL14
Product: C-C motif chemokine ligand 14
Exons: 4
Coding region: 147-437 (96 amino acids)
Biological process (GO): positive regulation of GTPase activity; antimicrobial humoral immune response mediated by antimicrobial peptide; positive regulation of cell migration
Cellular component (GO): extracellular region
Molecular function (GO): CCR chemokine receptor binding; chemokine activity
Source: RefSeq, a predicted model, not a curated record